AAGCACUGGGAAUAUCUCUGUGCUGGACCCUGUUCUCCGCAUAUCUGCUGAAAUGUGUGUGCGCGUGAAAGGACGAGAGAGAAAGUGUGUGUGUGAGCGUGUGAAGGUGUAUACCUCCAACAAGUAAAGACAGAGGAAUUAUUCCGAGGCAACGAAAUAUUUCAACACAUCUCUUUGGCAGGACUCGGGACGAUCUCAUUAUUACCGGAAUGUCUAUUUUAACGAAAUCCAAAGGAAACCGACAUACGCCGCAAGCAGACAUACAGUGACUCGGUCGACUUUAAUUUCAUUGUUUUAUUUUUAUUUUUAUUUUCUCGAUUUCAUAGUGCACUGACAAAAGACAAGCGGCACCCGCGAAGAUUAAUGGAUAGCCGUUUCUCGCUUUCUCUUUUAGAUACUUUGUUGGAAUCCAGCUAGAGAAACAAUUAAGAGACUCACACACCGAGGCGUCGCAGGGACGCUGGACUUGGUGAAGGACUUCUCCGGCGCAGACAUUUAGCUGAUUUUACCACCAGACGCUAGAUUUAAGGGACACCGCAUCUACUAUCUGGACUUGAAUGAGCUUCCCGAUGAGAGAUCCAGUUCUUCAAGGAUCCAGUAUGGCAUAUCACCCGUUUUUACCUCACCGGGGUCCGGAAUUUGCCAUGAGCGCAAUGCUGGGUCACCAGCCGCCCUUCUUCCCGGCCCUGGCGCUGCCACCUAACGGCUCCCUGUCUCUGCCCGGGGUGCUGGGCAAACCAAUAAUGGAGCAGCUGAUGGGCGCAGCAGAGACCGGCCUUCACUUCUCCUCUCUGGCACACCAAGCCGCCACCGCGCAUCUCCGGCCUCUCAAGACACUUGAGCCCGAGGAGGAGGUUGAAGACGACCCCAAAGUUCACCUUGAAGCCAAGGAACUCUGGGAGCUUUUUCACAAGCGCGGCACAGAAAUGGUUAUCACCAAAUCUGGAAGGCGAAUGUUCCCUCCGUUUAAAGUCAGAUGCACGGGCUUGGACAAAAAGGCCAAAUAUAUUCUGUUGAUGGAUAUUGUUGCGGCUGAUGACUGCAGGUAUAAAUUUCACAACUCUCGCUGGAUGGUGGCAGGAAAGGCUGACCCCGAAAUGCCAAAACGGAUGUACAUUCACCCCGACAGUCCGGCCACUGGCGAACAAUGGAUGUCUAAAAUCGUCAAUUUUCACAAACUUAAACUGACAAAUAACAUCUCCGACAAGCAUGGCUUUACCAUACUAAACUCCAUGCACAAAUACCAGCCAAGAUUUCACAUUGUGAGAGCCAACGACAUACUGAAACUCCCAUAUAGCACGUUCAGGACCUACGUGUUCCCUGAGACAGAUUUCAUUGGUGUCACUGCCUACCAGAACGAUAAGAUUACACAGCUGAAAAUUGAUCACAAUCCUUUUGCAAAAGGAUUUCGUGACACUGGAAAUGGGAGACGCGAAAAAAGAAAACAGCUAGCUCUGCAAUCGAUGCGUUCGUAUGAGGAGCAGCAGAAAAAAGAAAACGGGACGUCAGACGAUUCCUCAGGCGAACAAGCGUCCUUCAAAUGUUUUCGCCAGGCUUCGUCUCCUGCGGUCUCAACUGUUGGACAGAAUAACUUAAAAGAUUUUUGCGACAGUGAUGAAGAUAGCGAUGACGAAGACAAAGAUGGAAACGUGAAAGAGGGGCCAGACUCGAGCAAAAUUUCCACUACGACUGAGGACUCCAAGGAUCACGAUGCGAGUUUAAGCAAAAGUCUGUUUGGAGAAAGUGACUCUGUCGGUCGGAGAACUGAAAAAGUACGAGCGGACUCACGGCAGAGUCCCAUCACGCUCAUCUCUAGCACCACUAGGUCCGGUGAGGAACUCAAGAGUCCGGGCCGGGAACAGGCCAAAACAGACGACUGCCGGACAGUGAGCAAAGAAAAUUACAUGCCAUUGACUGUCCAAACAGAUGGCGCUGCGCACUUAAAUCAAAACCACUUGCACAAUUUUGGAUUUCCGCCGGGUUUGGCCGGGCAGCAGUUUUUCAAUCACUUGGGUGGUGCCCAUCCGUUUCUCUUACACCCCAGUCAGUUCAAUAUGGGAGGCGCUUUCUCAAACAUGGCCGCAGGGUUGGGCCCCAUACUGGCAGCAGUUUCCUCCGGAGGGGUCAGUUCAAUGGACACGAGCAGCAUGCCAUCACCCUCGCAAAGCCUGACGGCGGCACCGCUGCCCUUCCACCUACAGCAGCAUGUCCUGGCGUCGCAGGGUCUGGCUCUGUCUCCUUUUGGAUGUCUCUUCCCGUAUCCUUACACAUAUAUGGCCGCCGCUGCAGCUGCUUCAUCCGCCGCCUCUUCAUCGGUCCAUCGUCAUCCGUUUCUAAACGCGGUGCGGCCCCGGUUAAGGUACAGCCCUUACUCUUUACCGAGCGUUCCCGACAGCACUUUGCUUACAACGGCUGUCCCACCCAUGGCGAGCAGUGCCUUCGAUCUGAAGGGAGACGGGAUGACCACGAGUCCCACUUCAGCUGCUCUGGACUCUGAGGUCACCAGCCGCUCGUCUGGUUCAGUAUCACUCUCACCAAAAACCUGCGCCGAGAAAGAUUCCAGCACCGAGUUACAGAGCAUCCAGCGCCUGGUCAGUGGACUUGAAUCCAAAUCGGAAAGAGCGCGCAGUGUGUCUCCAUAGAGUGCUGCGCGUGAGUGAUGGUGACCGGACCGGGAACGAUGAAGACAUUGACAGACCUACAGGUUGCGUACGACGAUUAGCCCGUUUACAAUACGGACCUGCAUCGGACAAAAAGUUGACUCAAAAUGCACUUUGAUAAAACAAAAAUAAACACGUAAAAUGUAUGUUGUUCGUUUGCUAAAUUAAAACUUUGAUUGCCCAGGCAAGGAUGUCAGAGACUGAAUCAAGCUGCUGCUCCUCUUUAUGUUAUACGUCAGGGUGACGGAUUUGAUUUAAUUUAAUAUGCACUCUGAAUAUGUUUAUUUGAUGUGUCUUUAUCGGAUGUCUUUGAAAACAUAUUCAUGAAUUAAAUAAGUUACCAGAGGCAUAUUGCAUGUCAAAGACCAGACUUAAUCAAGACUGCUGUUUUUGAGUUAAAUGUUUUAGUCUGUAUUAUUCGAAGCGAGCGCAAAUUCACCAAGAACGAAAUCUACACUACAGUUUUAAGACUAUUUUGCAAUAUGACGGAGUUACCUCAGUAAAACCUUAAGGACGUUUUCUAGUGUGUGUGUGUGUGUGUGUGUGUAUACACACAUACAUAAUU
Sinocyclocheilus anshuiensis is the source of this 3225-nucleotide messenger RNA. It is a transcript of the gene tbx3a, whose product is annotated as T-box transcription factor 3a. Gene Ontology annotation, cellular component: chromatin; nucleus. Lineage: Eukaryota; Metazoa; Chordata; Actinopteri; Cypriniformes; Cyprinidae. Gene Ontology annotation, biological process: regulation of transcription by RNA polymerase II; cell fate specification; positive regulation of DNA-templated transcription. Gene Ontology annotation, molecular function: DNA-binding transcription factor activity, RNA polymerase II-specific; RNA polymerase II cis-regulatory region sequence-specific DNA binding. Bases 558 to 2642 code for a protein of 694 amino acids. The transcript is spliced from 8 exons. The record is from RefSeq and is a predicted model, not a curated record.